CCAGGGCAGGCCAAUGGGGCAGAGUGCAGUGAGCAGAAACCCUCAGGCAAGCUGAGCCUCUCUUCCAGGAGGAUGAGGAACUUAGGGGCUGCCGUUUCCACCUUUAUCCUUGUGGCUGUCCUUGGAUCCCAGGCUGGGCUCACACAUGCAACAAGGGAAAGGAGGGUCAUUCAUCGCAUUGAACCUCACGAACCUCACGCAGUUUACCAAGGCAUUGGAGACGCUCCAGACUGUUGCGUCUCCUACGCCUCACGGAUCCCGUGCUCAAGAUUUGUAUAUUAUUUUCCAACCAGUGGUGGGUGCAACAAUCCAGGCAUCAUAUUUGUCUCCAAGAGGGGGAUCCGGGUCUGUGCCGACCCCCAUGAUCAGCGAGUUCAGGAAUGCAUAAGACGGCUGAAGCAAAUCCUGGGACCUGGGAGCACAGCCAUAGCUUGAGGAGGCCUUAUACUGUCAGUCACUUCUUCCUGUCAUUCCCAGCGGCCACCUAGGAGGCUCUAAGCAUUUAUUUUUUUAGAUGUUUAAAACGUUCAUUCUGCUUUUCUGGUUGAAAGCAGCUCGUGUAGUAUUUAUAUGGACUUUUUUUGUUGUUUUUUGCAUAAUUCCUCAGCAGACCAUAAACAGAUAAACUAUUAGAGUGGCCUCUGGGGGCUUCGGAAUGUGUCUGGCUCUGAUACUAACUUAAGCCACGUACAUCAAGCCAAUAUGAAAUGGGUUUUGCCCUAGCCCAUACACAUAUUCAACUUUGUGAGGGCCCAGCUGUUUUUCUACCACCCUAGAGCAAUAAGCAUCACCCUCACCCCCAAAAAAUAAAGUGCAUCCAUGUAGCCGCA
This is a messenger RNA of Myodes glareolus (Bank vole), 830 nucleotides long. RefSeq names its product C-C motif chemokine 6-like. NCBI's taxonomy places the organism in Eukaryota, Metazoa, Chordata, Mammalia, Rodentia, Cricetidae. The record is from RefSeq and is a predicted model, not a curated record. Gene Ontology annotation, biological process: inflammatory response; antimicrobial humoral immune response mediated by antimicrobial peptide; positive regulation of cell migration. Gene Ontology annotation, molecular function: CCR chemokine receptor binding; chemokine activity. Gene Ontology annotation, cellular component: extracellular region.